ACUCGUUCGUUUUUUUUCUCUAUUUCCCCGGAGUUUUGACGGAAUCGCCUUCCGAAAUCCCAAUUUUAGGCUGCAGUUUGAGAGAAGGAGCAAAAGGGCGAUAUGGAGACAUUGAUUUCUCUGGUGAACAAGCUGCAAAGGGCCUGCACUGCCCUCGGGGACCAUGGCGAGGAGAAUGCUUUGCCGACUCUUUGGGACUCGCUCCCCGCCAUUGCCGUCGUUGGAGGGCAGAGCUCUGGUAAAUCUUCAGUUUUGGAAAGUGUUGUUGGGAAGGACUUCUUGCCUAGGGGAUCAGGAAUUGUUACUAGACGUCCUCUCGUGUUGCAGCUUCACAGGAUUAAUGAAGGCCAGGAGUAUGCAGAAUUCCUUCAUCUCCCAAGGAAGAAGUUCACUGAUUUUGCCCUAGUGAGAAAGGAGAUUUCUGAUGAAACCGAUAGGGAGACUGGUCGUAGUAAACAAGUUUCAACUGUACCAAUCUAUUUGAGUAUCUAUUCGCCAAAUGUUGUAAAUCUGACUCUGAUCGAUUUACCUGGGCUUACAAAAGUAGCUGUUGAGGGUCAACCUGACAGUAUUGUUGGAGAUAUUGAAAACAUGGUCCGCUCAUUUAUUGAGAAGCCUAAUUGUAUAAUUCUAGCAAUUUCACCCGCCAAUCAAGAUCUUGCUACAUCUGAUGCUAUCAAGAUCUCUCGUGAAGUAGAUCCUAAAGGAGAAAGGACAUUUGGUGUGCUGACUAAGAUUGAUCUUAUGGAUAAGGGAACUGAUGCUGUUGAUAUCUUAGAAGGAAAAUCCUACCGGCUACAGUUUCCUUGGAUUGGUGUUGUUAAUCGCUCACAAGCAGACAUUAAUAAGAGCGUUGACAUGAUUGCUGCUAGACGUAGAGAGCGCGAAUAUUUUUCCAAUGCACCCGAGUACAAACAUCUUGCUCAUAGAAUGGGUUCUGAGCAUUUGGGAACAAUGCUUUCAAAGCAUUUAGAACAAGUAAUCAAGUCUCGAAUUCCGGGUAUCCAAUCCCUUAUAAGUAAAACAAUUAUUGAACUUGAAGGUGAGCUCAGCCGUCUUGGAAAGCCAAUUGCUGCAGAUUCUGGUGGGAAAAUGUAUGCAAUUAUGGAGAUAUGUCGUGUUUUUGACCAGAUUUACAAAGAACAUCUUGAUGGAGUGCGCCCCGGGGGUGAGAAGGUUUAUAAUGUUUUCGAUAAUCAACUCCCUGCAGCAAUAAAACGCUUGCAGUUUGACAAACAUCUUUCAAUGGAAAAUGUGAGAAAGUUAAUUACUGAGGCAGAUGGUUAUCAACCUCACUUGAUAGCUCCAGAGCAAGGGUAUCGUCGUCUUAUUGAAUCUUCUUUGGUCAGUAUUAGAGGUCCUGCUGAGGCUGCUGUUGAUGCGGUUCAUUCGAUACUGAAGGAGUUGGUUCACAAGGCUAUAAAUGAAACCUCAGAGCUGAAGCAAUAUCCUUCUCUCAAAGUGGAAGUUGGAAAUGCUGCCGUUGAUUCAUUAGAAAGAAUGAGGAAUGAAAGCAAGAGAGCAACUCUUAAGCUAGUAGACAUGGAAUGUUGCUACCUGACUGUUGAUUUUUUCCGGAAGCUUCCUCAGGAUGCUGAGAAAGGCGGAAAUCCUACUCAUUCAAUUUUUGAUAGAUACAAUGACUCGUAUCUCAGGCGAAUAGGGACAACUGUUCUGUCAUAUGUUAAUAUGGUAUGUGCCAGCUUGCGAAACUCCAUCCCCAAGUCUAUCGUUUACUGUCAAGUGCGUGAGGCUAAACGCACCUUGCUAGAUCAUUUCUUUGCAGAGCUAGGAAAGAAAGAGACAAAGCAGUUGUCGUCAAUGCUCGAUGAAGAUCCAGCAGUCAUGGAGCGCAGGGCUGCUCUGGCCAAGAGACUGGAGCUAUAUAGAAGUGCCCAAGCUGAGAUUGAUGCAGUUGCAUGGGCCAAGUAGAUAACAUGAGGCCACAAUUCAUUCAUUCAUAAUUAUUUCUUUUUAUUGCCAAUUGCAAUAUUCAUUUGAUUUGUGAAGAAUACUACUGUUUUAUGAUCAGAAGAUCAUUUGUUAGUUACCAUGAGAUGUUUUAAUUCCCUGGUCUGUGAGUUCAUUAGAUGUUAUUUCCUGAAAAUACACAUUUUUGC
This is a messenger RNA of Dioscorea cayenensis subsp. rotundata (Guinea yam), 2120 nucleotides long. Its product is annotated as dynamin-related protein 5A-like. The transcript has 16 exons. Gene Ontology annotation, cellular component: membrane; microtubule; cytoplasm. Bases 103 to 1932 code for a protein of 609 amino acids. Lineage: Eukaryota; Viridiplantae; Streptophyta; Magnoliopsida; Dioscoreales; Dioscoreaceae. Gene Ontology annotation, molecular function: microtubule binding; GTP binding; GTPase activity. The record is from RefSeq and is a predicted model, not a curated record.